Molecule: messenger RNA, 1140 nt
Organism: Charadrius vociferus (killdeer)
Lineage: Eukaryota; Metazoa; Chordata; Aves; Charadriiformes; Charadriidae
Gene: STEEP1
Product: chromosome unknown open reading frame, human CXorf56
Source: RefSeq, a predicted model, not a curated record
AUGACAUACGCCCCUCCACGGCCCGGGGAAGGGGUUCCCCCGGUCCGGCCGUGUCUCCUCGCCCGGCUGGGGCCCGUUGGCCAGGCACCAGCCCCGCUGUCUGCACACUCCUCUCAAGCUCUUCCUCUCUCCUCCAGACCAGAAGGCAUAGAGCGGCAGUUCAGGAAGAAGUGUGGCAAGUGUGGACUGCUGCUCUUUUAUCAACACCAACAGAAAAACGCUCCUGUGACCUUCAUUGUUGACGGUGCUGUGGUCAAAUUUGGCCAGUGUUUUGGGAAAACAAACAUAUAUACUCAGAAACAAGAACCUCCCAAAAAGGUGAUGAUGACCAAACGGACCAAAGACAUGGGCAAGUUCAGUUCUGUCACAGUCUCCACAAUUGAUGAAGAGGAGGAGGAGAUAGAAGCGAGGGAGAUUGCGGACUCCUAUGCACAGAACGCAAAAGUGAUUGAGAAACAGCUGGAACGCAAAGGCAUGAGCAAAAGAAGGCUACAGGAGUUGGCUGAGUUGGAAGCCAAGAAAGCCAAGAUGAAAGGAACCCUGAUUGAUAACCAGUUCAAGUGAAAUGCUGCACGUCUGCUGGGUAUUUGGAGACAGGAGAAAGCUACCAGGAGCUAUCGCAGAUCUGUCAACAAAGCAGAAGUAACAGACGACAUUCAAGGGCAAUGUGCUGCAGCCAGCUUGGAGGAUGAGUACCUCUCUGUCAUAGGCGAUACUCUGUCCAGUUUUAAUAAUUCCAGUGGCACUGGAGACUUUGCUCAAACUGCUGUUCUCUACAGACCCAGUGUUACGAGCAAGCUGUUCCAGACAGAAUAUUUACUUUUGGGAAAAUCUUCACUGGGUGCCUUCCUGAGUUCAGUGCCUUUAGAUACCUGUCUUUUUGUUUUGGUAGUUUUCAAAUGUGUAAGAUUUCCAUAAAUGUAUUGGAACAAUAGGUCAGCUGUACAACAAAGAAAUCAUUACAAAAGUAAGUUCUGUGCCUGUUCGUUUUGUUAUUUCAAAUGUGUCGAGAACAUGCAGCAGCCUGAGAGACAUGCCAUUCCAAGACAAUCUGGAACAACUCAGAUGCAAGGCUUGGGGAUUGUACUGCUGUGCACCCAGACAGGCUGUCAGAGGCAGCCAGCACAGGCUUGGCUGUAG